Symsagittifera roscoffensis is the source of this 5028-nucleotide messenger RNA. Its product is annotated as low-density lipoprotein receptor-related protein 1-like. Gene Ontology annotation, molecular function: calcium ion binding; protein binding. The coding region runs from base 222 to 4016 and encodes 1264 amino acids. Lineage: Eukaryota; Metazoa; Xenacoelomorpha; Acoela; Convolutidae. The transcript is spliced from 10 exons. Gene Ontology annotation, cellular component: plasma membrane. The record is from RefSeq and is a predicted model, not a curated record.
GUUUUGUCUUUUUGUCGGUCAGCUUGGCCACCAUUAGUAUACUGCGUGUCUUCGCUUUUCCUCUCUUCGUUGCCCACAAAGCGCCCUUCGCUUUCGUUUCUAAUAUCUCUACAAAUCACGAAUACUACCCCCUAGCUGUUAGUGUUGUUGGAGUACUCUCUGCCCAUUUGUGUGUGCUAGUCUGAUGCUGUACUGUUUGAGUGAAACUAUGCCGCAAUUUGAUGCUUAAUGUGGAUCUCUCUCUCUCCUCGCUCUCGCUUCUAAGGACUGUGAAACUCGGCGGUGUCUUAGUUGUAAUAAUAAUUGUUGGCUGCGUCUUCCAUCUAUCCAACUCAGAAACUCUGUCUCGCUCCCCGGAAUACUCCAGAUCAUCUGCUUGGUGGGGUGAGCCGCCUCCGGUUUACCCUGGCAGACUCCUUAGAAACAAACGAGACUCGAAACAAGUCUCAAAACAGCAGCCAUGUGACCCAGUAGGAUGGCUCAAUCCACGCAACCCCAAGUUCGAGUGCAACGCCUGGAAUAGAUGGGGUUACAACAUCACAGACUUGAAGACCUCUUCCGUGCUCUCCAGUCUGGACACCUCUACGUCAUCACCGAAUCUGUCUUUAACGAGUAAUAUAUCUUCGCGUAUCUGUGUUCCCCUUUCGGCUCGCUGCGACUUCGUCCAAGAUUGUCCAGAUGGCUCGGAUGAGUUGGGUUGUUACCAGCAGUAUUGUGAUUCAGAAUCGGACUAUGUCUGCGAGGACUUGACAUGCAUCCCUCGCGAGGCACUGUGCGACGGCAGAUACGACUGUCGGGACCAGCUAGACGAGCACUCGCCACACCUCUUCUGUCAUCUGAGAAGGGACCCCGAGUGCGAGGAAGACAGUUGGAAUGUACCCUGCGAUGGAAAAUGUCUCCCAAAAGAGAAAGUGUGCAAUGGCAAGGUAGAUUGUAGCAGUGCUAUCGACGAAUCAUACGUGGCGUGUACUUAUCUCAAUAAAUCCAAAGAUGGUCUAAAAUACUCAACCUGUCCCCAAAAUCAGUUCAAAUGCUGGACAACAGAUGAUGAAGGCCAUACCGAAUGUGUGGAUUCAAAUCGGGGUUGUGAUGGUGUUUCAAAUUGUGCAGAUGGUUCCGAUGAAGGAUUGAUUUGCAACUUAACUUACUGCGAAGAUUCAGUAUUUCUGAAGAACUGUCAAGGUAGUUUGAACUCAAUAUGCAGACUAAAAUGGAAACAGGAUGAAACUCCAAAUGUUAACUUUCCUGAUUGUGCUGAUAAUGUUCCGCUGUGCUCCUUCGAGCCAUCGGAUCUAGAAGCUAUAGACACGUGUGAGCCAGUAUGUCCAGGGUAUUUGGAGCAAGUUUGCCUUUGGAACCCAAAACUCAUCGCAGAUUCGUAUGAACACACUCGUGAACAAAUACUACAAUGUGUACCCAAAUCGGCAUUUUGUAAUGGAACUGUAGAGUGUGUCAAUGAAGCGGAUGAGCUAUUAUGUGCUAGUAUUCACUGCAACGACCCGCAAGCUUUCCACUGCGGAGGAGUAGCGGGUCAGUGUUUGAAGAAGAGCCAGGUCUGCGAUGGAUAUCCGGACUGCUUUGACGCGAGAGACGAAAUCGAUUGCUGGCAUGUUAACUGCACCCAGUCUCAGUUUUACUGCCCAGAUCAAAAAAUUGAGCAGAAAUCAGAACACAGUGGUUCAGUUAUGAAUUUGACAAAAGGAAGAUGUAUAGAUUUGAAACUUGCAUGUGAUGAGAAACUGGAACCAUGCGCCCUGGACAGUGAGAAGCAAAAGCGUGUUUGCGACGGGCUCUGUCAUAAGUUGCCAGAUGGGUUCUGCGGGACGAGCGCAAACUGUAUUGAUACAUCUCAAGGAGCUAAGUGCAGAUGUACAGAGGAAGGCUUUGUGUUCGAUAAUGAAUCGAAUGUAUGUGUCGAUGUUGACGAAUGCAGUCCAGAGGUGACUGUUGCCCCACCGCCUUGUGACCAAAUAUGCACAAAUACUCUUGGCUCAUAUAUCUGCUCGUGUCACAAAGGCUACUUCGUCGACUCGGCCGACACCUCGAGAUGCAUAGCCGAAGACCCGAACGCCUUUAUUCUCGUAACAUUAGCUCAUUUAACUGUUAUAAACAUAGAGGAUCAGUUUACGCAUAAUGAAGAUAUGAUAGAACCGCUUAAUUCAGACCACUAUCUUUUGAACGUGAGGUAUCCUCCGAGUUCCACCAUGCAACGUCAUCAGCUCACUUUUGCCGCCUAUGACUACCAGAGGCAUCUAAUUUACUUCACCGACAGAUACACUCGCAAUAUUUACAGGACCGUAUUGCCUAGUUGGAAUUUGAACGAAUUGUUGAGAAAUGACACUAUUUUAAACAAAACAACAGUGUUCAAAAACGGCAGCAGAAAUUCACUCAAUUCCGAAGUGGACAUGUUCUCCGAGGGCAUGGCUGUGGAUUAUUCGUCUGGCAAUGUGUACUGGGUAGAGAGGGAGCCCACCACUCAGAUCCACGUGACGUCAUCUGAUGGGGUGCAUGAUAUGUCCCUAGUGCGGGAGAAACUCUCCCAGCCCAGAGAGAUAUCUCUGCACGUCCCGCGACGCUUUGUGUUCUGGGUCGACUGGGGCGAACACGUAGUUGAGAGGUGCAAUUUCGACGGGUCUGAUCGGCGAACUGUAGUGAGUGACAAUCUGCAGUUCAUAAACAGCGUGGCCGUAGACGAGUUCAGCGAUCGCAUCUACUUUCUGGACGCCAAAUACGACCAGAUCCGCUUCUCAAGUCUGGACGGAUCCAAUCAGGGCUUCGUGCUCAAGGCAGCCGUACGCGACACAGUUCUAGCCCGGCCUUUCUCGCUAGCCAUAUUCGAGAGCGCCUUAAUCUGGUCCGACUGGGGUUCGAAACCCAAUCCAGGCAGAAUUCACACGUGCAAUAAGCGCAGGUGUUCUCUUGACAAGGGUGUUCAUGGAGGAGAUAUGAAAGGCUACUUGCACCUGUCAGUUGUGCACAAGUCUUUGCAAGACGUGGAGAGGUUGGAUUCUGCGCCUUGUCUCACCAAUAAUGGGCAUUGCCCAAGCAACAGUAUAUGUGUGCCCAUUAACAAUGGCCUCGGACCAGGAGGCAUGACUCAUACAUGCUUUACUAUGCGGAGAGCUACGAAAGUUGUCAAGAAGACUGAAGAGUUGACGAAACAGGUGCUGAACUGUUCUGUGAGAGGUGCGCCCAUGAGUGAGAUUUGUCUGCCCACUGCGUGGCCCCUCAUGUCUCUCAAUCAGAGCAGUUGGGGGACGAAUGAAGGAGGGGAAGAGAUGUUAUCCAUCAGUUUCUGGUGCUACUGCGGACCCAACCCACUCCAGCACAACCAGAAAGAAGGAGUACCUGUGCCGUUGCUAGUGACAUUAGUGCUGCUUUUGUGUGUGCUAAUUUUUGCCGCCUGCCUCUUCAUCUUUGUCUGCUACAUCAAACCCACAUACUGCCCACAAAUGCCGACUCCUCACAACCGACAUAGAAGGAACACGUCUAAUCACUACUCUUCCCACAGGCAAAAGAAAGUUGACUCACUGGUCGUCAACGAGCAGUACGAAGAGACCUCUUUUGGCAAUCCUCGACUUCUAUCUAACGACAUUUCGCAUGCACCCCCGCCCGAGUCGCCAGGGUACUCGCCCGCGAUGAACGCCUUCGACUGGGACAACGAACAGCAACUGCAGGAGAGCCAGUUCGAAUUCAGCGAGCCAGGAUACUACGAUGCACAUCAGGCUCAAGCCCCUCUUCCAAUGAACAGAAGGCCCUCCGUGCGUUCGGCACUUCCGAGUAUCAAAGAGGAAGUGAAUGAAGAGGAAGAAGAGGACGAGGAAGAAGGUGAAGAUGUGCAGAACAGCAGUUCCACGAACUCCAACAGUCAUAUGCCGAGGAACUACUCGAUCGCCAGCAGUACAGCUGGUCUGGUCUAUCCCUCAGACGACGAAGUUUUCGACAGCGAUCUCUGCAACCAGAAUGGCAAUUCAAAGCCAAAAAAUGGAGCCGGCGACAGAUCAUCCGAGGCUUGACGCCGGAUUUUAAUAAGCGGAAAUUCCGCAGAAGCUGAAUCAAAACUAUUUUCUAAGAGUAUGAAAACUUAUAAAGAAAAACUAUUUUAGAUUCGUUUGUUUAACAUAUUAGUGAGCAUCGCCUUUCGUGCUUGAAUAAGCAUGAGUUCCUAGACGUCUUCUAUCCUUCCAUGGGCGGCGUGGUUAUGUGUGUUAGUUAUCGUAGUUAAAUUAAUUUUUAAAGAUCUGCUGCUUGCGUUUGAGUGCGGAAGUAGUGUCUGCUGUUUGAUUCGAUUGAAUGGAGUUAAAAAUUCAUUCACUUUAAACAUGGUGCUAAGAUUUAAAAAAAACGUAUUCAUGUUUUUGGUACAAUGAAAUUGGUCCAAUCCCAAUCUACCCCAAAACCCGAACAACCCCUACUUUUCUGACCAUAAUAUAGAGUUUACAAUCUUCGUUUUCUUGCAACUCAAAUCUAAAAUGUGUGCUUUAUCUUUUUAUUUCCAGUCAAUCUAUUUCAUCUGAUAAUUCGCACUAACGCAUCUAUCUUGAGGCAAGGCACAAUUAAUUUGCAGUUUUUGAGCAUAGCUGGCGAUUAAAUUGUCGAAAUCGAAAAUUCAUAUUUCAAACCAAAAUGAAGUGGUUGCAUACAUCAAGUGUAAAUGUUUUGCUCCUAAAUAUCUCGCUUUUUCAAUAAUAUUAUGGUUAAUUUUUACUUCACUUUCGCUUUGAAAUAUUGAUUUAUGGGCAAGAUCUUCUACCGUUACCACUUCCGAUUGUAUCCUUAAAAAAUUGUUUACAUAGCCCGUUCUUUAUUAAAUUUUUCAUGUAUGGGAAUUGCCCAAUUCGCAACUAAUUUGUUCUUCAUACAUUGUAAAAUCAAAAGCUGACAUGUGAAAACUAUUUUUAGGGAUUGGGCAAUAAGAGCCGUUUUGAACUCUCGCUUUUGCCCGAUUUGCAAGACUUCGAUUUAUGAAAAUUUUCACAUGGAAUGAAUGGUUGAAACUUUUUUAGAGAUUUUCGAACCCGGUUCCUC